Colletotrichum navitas is the source of this 1672-nucleotide messenger RNA. RefSeq names its product ubiquitin-related domain-containing protein. Gene Ontology annotation, molecular function: K48-linked polyubiquitin modification-dependent protein binding. Gene Ontology annotation, cellular component: cytoplasm; nucleus. The coding region runs from base 201 to 1493 and encodes 430 amino acids. The record is from RefSeq and is a predicted model, not a curated record. Lineage: Eukaryota; Fungi; Ascomycota; Sordariomycetes; Glomerellales; Glomerellaceae. The transcript is spliced from 3 exons. Gene Ontology annotation, biological process: negative regulation of protein K48-linked deubiquitination; negative regulation of proteasomal ubiquitin-dependent protein catabolic process; negative regulation of protein ubiquitination.
UGACUGCCAGGGACUACACGGGCGAAUGGCCGAACUAGGUAGGCACAACUGCUUCUCUCUGUAGAGCACAGAGAUUUGGAAGAGCUGGACAAUGGAGAGGCAGACUGCCAGAAGAAUGCGAAAGGGUCAAUAAUAGAGCUGGAAGAUCAAGUGUACUUGUAUUAGUCAGAAACGAGAGGCAAGGUACCUGGUAUAGCAGGAUGAGAGGCCCAUUGUCCGUGUUGUCGGUCCCUCCCGCGCACUCCAGCCACUGUAUGGAAACAACCCCUCUAUCCGUCCAUAGUUCGGAGAAGGCACCUGCAGAUGACGUCUCGCAAACGGAAACAGCGACUCAGACCAAUGCUUCCCUCACAUUCUGCGAAUUUGGCUUCAAUAAACCGACGUUUGUUCACAGACGCACCCGAAUCCGAUUAACCACAUCGGAAAUAAAUACUGCAAUACACAGUCUCCUUCAGCACGCGUACCACCUGUGCUCACGAGCUUGCCAGAUCGUCGGUUUUCAUCGAAACUGCCUGCACCAGCAACCACCACCACCACUGAAGAUGGCCCAGUCCGAUCUUGACCAGCUGCUCGACAUGGGCUUCGAGAAGGCCCGAGCUGAGCUCGCAGUCAAAAAGACAGGCAACCUGAACGGAGCUCUUGAGUGGCUUGAGGCGAACCAGGACAAGCCUCUCGCUGAGCUUACUGCCGCUGCCAGCACCGCCGCCAAAGACGACGAGGACGAUGACGCAGGGGAAGUACAGGCCAACAUCGAUGCUCUCGAGAGUGGCGCCACCGCAAAGUCGCUUGUUUGCAACGAGUGUGGCAAGCGCUUCAGAUCGCAGGAUACUGCCUCUUACCAUGCGACGAAGACGGACCAUACCGAUUUCUCGGAGUCAACGGAGGAGAUCGCUCCCUUGACGGACGACCAGAAGAAGGCCAAGCUCGCCGAGCUGCGCGAGCAACUUAAGGAGAAGAAGGCGAAACAGGCCGUUCUGGACAAGGAGGAGGCCAGGCGCAACGAGAAAAUUCGCAUGAAAGCGACCAAGGAAACCCAAGAAGCCAAGGAAGAGUUGCAGCGUAAGGAGCAGCUCAAAGAGGUAGCCAGGAAGCGCCAGGAGAAGCAGGACGAUCUAGAGGCGAAGCGCCGCAUUAAGGCUAAGAUUGAGGCCGAUAAGGAGGAGCGUCGCCGCAAGGCAGAGGAGACCAAGGCGGCAAGAGAAGGCAGAGCCCCUGAGUCUGGUCCCGUCGCCGCACCCUCCAUACCGAAGGCCACCGCAAACCAUAACGAGGCUCGCUUGAGGUUGCAGACGUCGGGUGGUAACAUCAUGAAGACUCUUCCCUCCGAGACUACCCUCUUCGAAGUGGCCCAGAUGCUCCAGUCCGAGAAUGGCUUGGAGGUUACGAGCUUCUCAACCACGUUCCCUAGGAAGACGUUUGAGGGUCACAUGGAUUUGAGUAAGACUUUGAAGGAGGCUGGCCUUACCCCUAGCGCCGUUCUCAUUGUCAAAUGAGUGUGUCGUUUGCAAAUAACGAGCAGGAAGUAAAGGGCUGCAUGGACUGGCGUUGGGAAUGUAGAAAUUAGAUGAAAAGAUGUGACAGUGGCAGUGCGUCAUGAGAAUCAAGAAUCGACAUGAGCUACAAAUCUGGCCCACGAGAUUGACAUUCGUGCCUAGCAAUGUCAUCUCUCAUG